AUGACAUCUACUCAGACGUCUUCCCUCGCUCUUGACCGACCUCCUCAAUCUUUUCCUGUCUUCUCUCCUGGACCCGCGACUCUCUACCGUCCUUCAUCGAAGAGGAGGUCGAUUCCCCCGGAUGUAUGGCUUUCCGUCAUUCGCUCGAUGUUUGAAGCGGCGGAUUUCGCCUCAUUGGCAAGUUUCGCCACCACGACCAAAACCAAUGCCGCCCUUUCGCAGCCUUUCCUCUUUAGGGACAUCGUUAUACGUCGAACCAAUAAUCGAAACCGCAAACGGGCCGAUAUCGAAGCACGCAAAUCGACAUUGCUCAGUUUGCUCAAUAUUCGACCUUUACUCGUUACUUAUAUCCGUUCCAUCUCGAUCUAUUCGUCCUGUCGGGACACUUGGUGGAUUACCAACACUUCUAUGAUGGCCUUAACCUCUCAUAUAUUCACGCGCGGCACGGUAACAAGUAUUACGAUCGCCGGUUAUGGUCCCAAGGGCCUCGAUGGUCGCCUAUUACACUCUUCUAUUCUCGCUUCUCUACCCCCAACAAUCGUGUCGGUCACUUUAUCCAACAUUCAUUUCUUGUCUCCUCGCACGUUUUACGCGUUAUCGACCGUCACCGAACUUCGCUUCACUAGCGUAUUUUGCCACGCUGUUGGCUGCCGAACCGUCGGUCGGCUCCUGCAAGCCAAUCCUCCCCCUCCCUUUGGCCUUCGACCAUCCAUUCAAUACUUGGAGUAUUCACGACAAACGGAUGCCGCGGAGACCUAUUACGGUAGUCCAUGCGAGGUGAUAGGGCAAUACGUACAACUCGGUGGUUUGGUGGAGGCCAGAUUUCGCACCGACCAUGCAGAUGACUACGACAUGCUGUUCCCAACAUUACAGCAAGCGGCUCGAAGCUUGCGUACCUUAACUGUGGACGUGACAGGCGUUACCAUCAACAGAUACUUCCGUCGAUACCCUUGUUCCGCCCAGUUUCCCGCGCUGCACGAACUCACGGACCUUGUCCUUGUUGUCACGUAUUCAGGUGACCAUCCCAUUCGAGAGCAUCCUUGGCAGGGCUUGGUUUUUACGCUGGAUUCGUUGGCAACACCGAGGUUGAGUCGGUUGACGGUCCGUAUCAUCUAUAAGGGCUACUGGAAGGUAGAUUUCAUGUACUUCCUUGCUGCCCUGGACGAUUGGCAGGCUUUGGAUAGUGCCCUUCGGGCACGCCUCAAAAUUUUCCCAAACCUCGUCCUCGCGCUGGAAUUCGAAAACUUCAAGCGUUCCGAUAAUAUGCUUUGGGGUCAAGGGGAGCACGCGCAGGCUUCCUUCAUUCAGCAGGCCCUUCUUGAUGCAAGACAGGUCGGACCGUUGCAAUACGGGAUCUUGACUUCGUCCCAGAUUGCACGCAUGCUCCCUGCUCUUUUUACCCUGCCAAACAUUCAAUCGCGCAUUACAUUUUCGUGGACCUAA
This is a messenger RNA of Coprinopsis cinerea okayama7#130, 1443 nucleotides long. RefSeq lists its product as hypothetical. The record is from RefSeq and is a predicted model, not a curated record. Bases 1 to 1443 code for a protein of 480 amino acids. Lineage: Eukaryota; Fungi; Basidiomycota; Agaricomycetes; Agaricales; Psathyrellaceae. The transcript has 2 exons.